Messenger RNA from Paramecium octaurelia, 839 nucleotides. NCBI's taxonomy places the organism in Eukaryota, Ciliophora, Oligohymenophorea, Peniculida, Parameciidae. The record is from the annotation of a GenBank genome assembly.
UGAUUUUUGAAUAAAUGCUAUAAUCUCUAACAAGAUUAAAAUUGUAGCUUAAGGCAGAAAUUGAAAUACUUAAAAUGUGUUUGGACAAAGGAAAGUCAACAACGAUUAUAUAAAUGAUUGAUAAGAAUAAAUAGCGAUUAGAAUAAGAUGGAAAACAAUUGGAAAUAAUAAUUAAACGAUUAGAAGAAGGAAAUUAGUUAAGUUUGAAUGAGCAGGAUAAAUUGGACACCUUAAAGUUGAAUAUUAGUAAGGUAUUGAUUCAAAAUGAAAAAAUAUACAAUUCAGACGAAUAAUUCAAAGAAUUAAUUUCGAAAGUUCCUAGAAUUAAGGAUGAUUAGAGUCAGAAUCAGUCAUUCUAAUAGAGCAAGAAGGAAGAUUCAUCAAUCUAGUUGAAAUCCGCUAUAAAGACAAUAUAAUAAACAAACUAAGUGUAAUAAUAACCGUAGGAAGUUUAUCAGUAAUAUUAGAUAGUUAGAAACAAUGUGGAUAAUUUGAUUUCUGAGAUUUCUAAUUUAAAUUUGCGAGUUGAUAAUCACAAGCAUAAUGAAUUAUAAUAGCAAAUCGAUAAGUUGAAAUUAGAGAAUGCAAAGAUGCAAGCCAAUUUCAAAUUGUUGAAAUAAGACAACACUGAAUUGUUCUUUAUUAAUAAUGAUAUCAAGAAAAUGAUACAAUAAAUUGAGAUGGAUAAUGAGGAGAUCAUUAAAUCAAUAAACAUCUUCAGAGAAUAGAACAAACCAAUGAGCAAUCCAUAAUCAAGAUUAUCUAACUAUUAUAUUCCUUAUGAUGAAACCAAGGCAUAAGAAGCAGAUGAAAUUAUGAAUAGAUUAAAGUAAAAUUGA